AUGAUGCUUGCUUUACAACAAUCUAACAUUCCAGUCAUUGUCCAAUCUAAUUCAGGUGAAGCUUUGUCUACUCUUACAAGAGAUGGACUAGUUCAUUCUGCCUAUGGACAUUUGGUGGCUGAAAUUAAGGAGUUGAUGAAAGACCGGGAGUUUAUUCCCCGGAAAUUAUCUAGGGAUCAAAAUAGAGUUGCCGAUAGUUUGGCAAAUUAUAGUCGUUUAGAGUGCACCACGGCUGUGUGGUUGCACCUAGGUCCACAAUGUAUUGAGGAUCUUUUGCCUCUCGACUGUAACUCUCUCAUUAUGGAAUAA
This is a messenger RNA of Triticum turgidum subsp. durum (durum wheat), 309 nucleotides long. The record is from the annotation of a GenBank genome assembly. Lineage: Eukaryota; Viridiplantae; Streptophyta; Magnoliopsida; Poales; Poaceae.